Messenger RNA from Haliotis rubra (blacklip abalone), 5457 nucleotides. RefSeq lists its product as uncharacterized. The record is from RefSeq and is a predicted model, not a curated record. Lineage: Eukaryota; Metazoa; Mollusca; Gastropoda; Lepetellida; Haliotidae. The transcript has 33 exons. The coding region runs from base 517 to 5067 and encodes 1516 amino acids.
ACAAGUUAUCGUUUCAACGCCACUAACAGCAGUGCACCAGUCUUGUUGAAUCCUGAAGAAAUUGCAAAUUUCACAAACGAAGUGAGCAAUGGACUACAGACAUCUGAGGUCCUCCGAGGACAAGGAAUUGUGAUCUACCAGGGUCCCGUCCAGGGCCCCACCGACACAUACAGUGUUGAUUUUGUUGGGGAUAUUCCAGAAACGCGGAAACAAACUGUGGUUAGAGACAUUGAAAGGGCAUGGCUAAACACCUAUCCAGACUGCAGAUGUGUGUUUAGUGCCGAUGUUGUACGAACAGAUGAAUUCUCAGGAGAUUUCGGCAUCAAGAUAACCAGGGUAUACUACAGAAUCAGAAGGAACGGACUCAUCCAGGAUCCUCAAACAGUAACACCUCCAUCACGUCAGGUCUUCUACAACACUGUACAGGGAGACGACAGUAUCAACUCCAUCUACUCCGGCGCCACACUCAUCCCUUACAGCCAGCACCACAAUGUGUUCUUGAGCAAGGUAGUGGACAUGAACAGUGACGAGGGGAGACAAGUCCUGGAUCAGAUCAGAUCCACAUGGAUCACAUGGAGAAACACUUCUCCCGCAGUGCCUGAAAACCUCAGACAGGUUCCAGUCGAAAUACGGCUUCUUCGACCUUUGAUUUAUUACACUCAGGAUGGGAGACAAGUGACAAAACUGGAGUAUUUUGUUAUUCUGAAUGGCACCCUUGUUAUUGCACCACAACCAGAGAUAGACAGUGUCACCUUCACAGGUCCAUUGUUCUGCGACUGUGACGCAAUUCCUGUUCCCUUCAUAGAAGUCAAUGGUCGCUUGUCACCUGGUCAACUAACAACCCUUGGCUCUAAUCUCAAUCCCUCAGGCGGAUCAGUAACGAUGAGCGAAAUGUUUGUCAGUUCCAACAAUGAGCCAGUGACGCGAGUGUACUACAGACCUCCAAUAUCAGGCCCGGAUGUGACGUCAACAGCGGUCAGUCAGGAGACAUUGGAUCAAAUAUUAACCAAUCAGAAUCUGAAACUGCCCACACUGCCGACAGACAAAUCUUAUACAUUGAACUUUGCUGGUCGUAUUGGAGAUAAUGACAAAGAUGUCAUCCAACGAACAAUCCAAAAUGUUUGGGGUACAACAUUCAACAUCCCAUCAAACUCUUUGUCUGUUGAUAUAAAGAGCAUGGAUGACAGCUACAUCAGCUCAACAAGCAACACACCUGUGACCCAGGUCAUCUACACAGUGUCCAUCCAAGGCGCAGACUCUCGCUGGACACAGUAUGAAGGAGUAGACCCUGGGAUGCUCGACCAAUAUUUCAGAUCCAGCGGUUUGACCUUGGUUCAAGGAAAUGUAGAAAGGACAACCUCAGGUACAGGAUCGACGGUCACAACACCAACGCCGACAGGCACGACCAACCUGGAUGGUGUUAUCUAUCUGACGGGCAACAUCGGCGACAACGAACAGGCUGCUCUGGAGGAAGUGUUCAAGAGUGCCCUCAAUAAAACAAAGAAUGGUCCCGCAUGUUGCAUAGAUCUAUACAUUAUUGAGAGGACGAACUACCUAGACCCUGCUGGAAAUAUCAUCACUGGCUACCGAUACAAUGCCACCAACGGAAGUACGCCCAUUGUCUUGACGCCAACAGAGAGAGACAAUUUCACAAGGGAGGUGAACAACGAGCUCCAGACAUUGGCGCCCUUCCGAGGUCGAGGCAUACAAGUAUACCAAAGCUCCGUACAAGCUCCCACAGACACAUACACUAUUGAUUUCAUAGGCGAAAUAACACAGACAGAGCGAGGAGCCGUUAUAACGGAUAUCGAGAGAGCGUGGCUUAGCGUUAAUCCAGAUUGCGGAUGUCUGUUCAAGGCCAAUAUUACUAAAACGGAAGCAUUGUCGGGAGAUUUUGGUACUGUAGUAACCAGAGUAUACUACACAAUCACAAAGGACGGACUCGUCCAGAAUCCUCAAACAGUAAUACCUCCAUCACGUCAGGACUUCUACAACACAGUACAGAGAGAUGACAGUAUCAACUCCAUCUACUCCGGCGCCACACUCAUCCCUUACAGCCAGCACCACAAUGUGUUCUUGAGCAAGGUAGUGGACAUGAACAGUGACGAGGGGAAACGAAUCCUGGAUCAGAUCAGAUUCACAUGGAUCACAUGGAGAAACGCCGACCAAGCAGUACCUGAAAGCCUGAGGAAUGCUCCACUAGAAAUCAGACUACUGAGACCACUGAUGUACUACACCACAAAUGGAACACAGCUGACGAAACUCGAGUAUUUCGUUAUUUUGAAUAAUACCACUGUCAUUGGACCUCAACCCGACACAGAACGUGUUUCCUUGAGAGGACCUCAAUUCUGUGAUUGCAAGGCAAUUCCUGUUCCGUUUAUUGAAGUGAAAGGUCUCCUGUCAUCUGACCAGCUUCAGGCUCUUGGAUCCAGCCUUAAUCCAUCAGAUGGGUCAGCCACAAUAAGCGAGCUUUUCAUCACUUCAGAAGACAACCCAGUAACACGUGUGUACUACCUUCCCCAAAUAUCGGGCCCGGAUGUGAUGUCAACAGCCGUCAGCAGUCAGAGACUGAAUCAAAUAUUGACCAGUCAGAAUUUGGAAGAGCCUUCCCUGCCAACUGAUAAGACCUUCACCUUAAACUUUGAAGGACGUGUUGGAAGAGAUAAGAUACCCCAAAUAGAACAGACCAUUGAAAAUCUAUGGAUUGGUACUUUUGACAUGCCAUCUGAUGCGGUGUCUGUCAAUGUGGAGAACCUGGAUGGUGAUUAUAUCAGUUCAAGCAACAACGCUGUAACCAGAAUGACAUACACAGUGUCCAUCCGUGGAGCUGACUCUAAGUGGACGAGAUUUGAGGGGGUCGACCCAGCUCGAUAUUUCACUUCCUCAGAUCUUGUCGUUUUCGGAGGCGAAAUAACUAGAGGAGGAUCAGGAACAAGCUUGUCAACAACAUCGACUACAGCGACUACAGCUGGGCCAAUGUACCGUGUAGACAAUAUCUAUUUGAAAGGAAACAUAAACGACCUCGAUCAGCCGGUUGUAGAAGCUGCCCUGCAGAGAGCCAUGGACAGAAUCAACAGUGGAUCAUCCUGCUGCCUGAAGGUUGAUAUUCUGAAGCGGACAGCCUAUGCUAACCCUGCCCAGGAGAUGGUUGUAGGCUACCGGUACAACAUGACCAACUCUACUGGAGGAACGGUGUCCGAACUGACCCCGGAACAACGACGCUUGCUUACCAAUGAACUUAACAGAGAACUCCAGAGAGUGCCUCAGUUCCGAUGGAAUGGGGUCACGGUGUACUCUGGUUCCUUAGGUGAUCUCAGAAACCUGGGUAUUACCUAUGGCAUUGAUAUUACUGGAAGAGUCACGGGUACACAAAACAUCGUUGAUGUCAUUGAAGCAUCGUGGACAAAUACCAAUCCUGAUUGUGGUUGCCAGUUCAAAGCUGAUAUCUUUCUAACAAAACAACUCUCCGGCGAUUAUGGCAUGGUUGUAACCAGAGUAUAUUACACCAUCACUCGAGAUGGACAGACCCAGAAUGCUGAGAGUGUACCUCCACCUUCUCGGGAAGUGAUCUCUGCAGCUAUAGACAAUGACAAGAGAAUAAACCCUCUGUACUAUGGGUCCACCCCAAUUCCCUAUGACCAACAUCACAGUGUGGUGCUCAACAGGGUUGUGGAUAUGACCAGUGAACAGGGCCAGGGGGUAGUACGCACAUUGCAGACAGAAUGGAAGAAGUGGCAGAACACAGACAGUACAGUUCCAGAUAAUUUACGUGCCCAGCCUUUGGAAAUUCUGCUAUUGCGACCUCAGAAAUACUACACACAGGCUGGCACUACCGUGACCAACGUUGAAUAUUUCGUCAAACUGGGUGAGCGAUACCUGAUUGGACCCGACAUCAGCAUCAAUCUGUCAGGAGGAAUCUUCUGUGAUUGUGAUGCUAUCCCUGUACCAUUCUUGGAUGUGAAAGGGCAGCUACAGUGGUCGAAGUUGCUUGAGUUGGGAACUAGCCUUAACCCUGCAGACACUACUGGCUCCACUGUGGAGAGACAUAUGUUCUCUGAAGGGAACGGGGAACCAGUUACACGGGUGUUCUACAGACCGACAAUAGAGAAUGGAAACGUUCAAUCAACCGCACUGUCUCCAGAUCAGUUGGACGAAAUUUUAACCAAUCACAACCUUGAACGCCCUUCACUUCCAGUGAAGAAAGUAUUCACCUUUAAUUUUGAUGGCAGCCUCGGUGAUGACCAGGAAAGUGUGGUUGCAGACGGUCUACUGGCCACUUGGAGCAGCAGUCUUGGGAUCCCCACAGAGAAUGUCUCCGUCAUGGUCAAUGAUAUUAAUGACAAUUUCUAUAGUACUACAAGUGAUGACCAAGUGACCCAGGUCAAGUACAAUGUGGCCAUUCAGAGAGGUGACUCCCACUGGACGCGGUUUGAAGGGGUGGACACUGGAAUGUUGGGGGAGAAAUUCAGUUCCACCGCUGGACUUACCCCCUGUGGGUGCUCAGCUCGAGAGGGCCGUGAGAUAAUGGUAACAGGCGUCGUUGGUAACGAUACUACCGACCUCGAAAAUGCUCUCACUAAAGCCUGGAUGCAAGCCAACCCAGAUUAUACUGGUACGUUGUCAGUGGGAAUCAAGCAGGUCGAAGGGGACGCACCGACCAAACUCCGGUAUAUUGUGACUCCAACCGGCGGUCCAGCCGCCUUUACAGAGAAUGACCUGACAACGCCACAAGAUGCACUCAUAGGAAACGAAAUAUCACCCUUAGAUUUAACAGUUUACAAAGGCGAGAAUGAUGAUGAUUCAGAUACGUCUGACUGGGCCAUACCACUUGGGAUCGUCCUCGGGCUACUGCUACUGUUGAUUAUCAUCAUAGUGAUUGUGCUGGUGAUACGGAAUAGAAGGAGACGACAAGCUCGAACGAUUGAAAAUGAUGCCUCAAAAUUUCAAAAAAGGUCUUACGACAAGGAGCACUUUACCACCAAGCCUGUUUAUUUUGAAAACGAUGUGUACUCGGAAUCACAAGGAUUUUAUGUAGUUAAUGAAGAUAACGGUAAAAGCAGCCUUUAACUGACAAUGCCAACAUGAUCUGAUACUAUCAUCUUGUUUUUCUCAACAAAUUACAUUUAGCAUUAUAUUUCCAAUGUUCCACAUUUCUCUAUUGUAUGUUUUGUUUAACAUGACUUUUCAUAAUCUUUUUUUCACGAAUGAGUCAUAUAUUGAAAACAAUUAUGUUUAUUCAUAUUUUAUUACUGCAGUGGUUUCGUUCGUAAUGUGAAAUAUGUUCAAAUAGAAGGAAUUACGAAACUUGUUCUUUUGUAAAUUGUUAGUCAUCCUCCAAAUGAACGCUGGCCGUUCCCUUGAUGUCAAUGAUUGUUAUCUAGUCUACAUGUAUAAUACAUUGUACAUAUGUUUGUAAAUAUCCCCGAGCUUUUUCUAACAUAAACCAAUUUUGUAACA